Prorocentrum cordatum is the source of this 1591-nucleotide messenger RNA. The record is from the annotation of a GenBank genome assembly. Lineage: Eukaryota; Dinophyceae; Prorocentrales; Prorocentraceae.
AAGAGCAGCCUUUUGGCUCAAGAGGGUGCAGAGGGUGUAGGUUGACACGUGGCCUGAAGGCGCCCGCCCCUGCAUGGCUGAUGUCGAGGCGUCUCCCGCGCCACAGGAAGCGCGAUCGUCGCGUGGGGCUUCGGCGAGUUCAAUGAACGAGUUCCACUUGGCGGACGACGACCUGAAGGACCAUGUAAAAGCUGUCUUCCUCCUGCACUUUCUUCUGCACAGGGCUCCAGUGCAAGCGGUGGGGCGUUUCAAGGAUCCAGGCUUCUGUGCUGUCGCCCAGAAGCACCAGGACCGUCCGUUCUUUGUCCUGGUCAAGGUCGUAUUGGCCACGCUGUUCACUUUUGUUUUGCCCAGCAUCUAUGGAUUUACUAUAAUGGAAAAUCCAUGCGCCCCGGAGGAACUACUGUUCAAGGAAGGUGGUUUUAACGCAGAGGAAAUUUAUAAUGCAACGAGCUUCACUAAUCCAAAUCACUGGAAAUUUGAUUAUCAGGUCGAGUUUCAGAACACACGUGAGGUUGGGCUUGCAGGGAAGGGCUGCGAUGCUCAGGCAUUCAUGAGAUCUUGGAAGGCUCUGCUGAUCACGCCCACUAUGACCGUCUUCCUAUUGAUCCUGUACCAGGGGCUGCGCAUAAUCUCGCGGUCUACUCAUGCGAAGUUUGAGUGUUGGCUCAAAAAGACGAUGAGGUCCGAGGUGGAAGCAUUGUGCUACGGUGCCAACGACAUCCCUGCUGUCUACAACGCAGUGCUGCUGGGCUACGUUGGCAUGUUCAUAGCCUUUGCCGCAGUUGCGGUGCUGCUGGGCGACGUGACUGCACUCGUCGUGGCGUACGCGCUGGCGACGCUCUUCUUGAGGGCCACCACCGGGCUGCUCGGCGCGAGCCAGGCGCUCCGGGAGCGGUACGAUGCCGAGGUGUCGUCGUGGACCGGGGACCUCAACAGCGACGUCGUGCAGCGCCUCUUCCAGAAUCCGGGCCCCCUGGUCUGGGUGACGCAGGAGGAGCUCCGCGCCAUCUGCCGCCCCUCGGAGGACGUGCGGGCGCUCGGCUGGCCGAGCCUGCUGGACUGCAUCCGGCGGGAUGAGCUGCCCAUCUCGAACGACUCCUUCAAGAUCCUCCGGCACGGCCACGGGAAGACGCUGCUGGUGCCCUGCGGGCGGACGCGGCCCUUUGCCUCCGUCCGGAAGCGCUUUCUGCUCCAGAGCAUCUACGUGGCCGACCGCAACCUCACCUGCAAGCUGGACAAGAACGAGGGCAUAGUGAUUGACAGGGACGACAUUCGUAAAGACGGCGAGUCGCUUCUUUUUGAGCAGGAAAAGGUCGGCGAAGAGUCUGAGAAGAAGCUGCUAGGGAAUGCAUGAAACAAUUCAUCAACUCGUGAAGAGUGGAUAAUCAUAUCAUUACGCUUGUGUCGGCCAAUUUCUCGACGAAGUAUCGGCCGUUUUUUCUACAGUAUAUCUUGCCGCAUGCAUCUGCGCGCGAGAAUGAACCGUAACUCUGCUGGUGAUCCGAUGUGUUAAAACCAAGAACUCGAGGGUUUCCAGCCCCUCUGGUGCCUGGAUCAGGCCGAUAGCGGCACGCUCCCCCCGAUCACG